UCGUAUCAGUUUCGUAAUUAUUUUUUAUUUGUGAAAGAAAAGCAGUCUCCUUGUGUUGCUUAGAUUUUUAUAAAGUUUAAUAAUCGUGAAUCCUCUACGCUAGAUACUAAGAUGAGCACAUUCGAAGACGACUGGAAUUUCCAGAUAAAUAUUGAAGACAUUGAAAAGAAGAAUUUUGAAGAGUUCGAGAAAAGCCUACGUUAUAUAAAUGACCAUGUUUUCAAACUGUUAGAAGAAACAUUCAAAACUCAGCGUCUUGAUUAUAAUUGUGGUACUGGCCGCAGUCACGACGAAGAACUUAAAUUACUUAUUGAUAAGAACAAACAAUUACGACAAGAAGUUGAUAACAAAACUAAUGAGAUUUUAAUUCUUCAAACUAAAUAUGAGAACUAUAAAAAAGAUCAAAAACUGUUAUCACAAGAAGUCAAAGAAACUCAUGAAGCCUAUUUGCUAACUAAGAAAUUUUACAAAAAAAAAUUAAAGAUGUAUUAUGCUAUUGAGUCAAGGGAAGCUGAAAAAGAAACAAUAUUUAUUCAGUUUUUUACUGAGUGUAAAAAAGAUCCAGAAAACUAUUCUGUAAGACUUUUAAGGAACACUAAACUAAGACAUUAUCAAAUAUUGCAGAUAUCACCUAAAAUUAAAAUUGAAAAAGAACUUAAACAAAAAAUUUACAACCCAGAUGACGUAUCUGGAUUAUUAUGUUGUAUAAGACAGGAAUUUCUCAACAUUAAACAAAAUAAAGUAUAAGAAGAAUCGAAAAAGGUCAUUAAAUACAGUCAAGUUGGGUAACUUUGAACACUUUUCGCAGAUUUUUGAGUACACUGAAAUGU
Molecule: messenger RNA, 830 nt
Organism: Bombyx mandarina (wild silkworm)
Lineage: Eukaryota; Metazoa; Arthropoda; Insecta; Lepidoptera; Bombycidae
Biological process (GO): chromosome segregation
Cellular component (GO): Ndc80 complex
Source: RefSeq, a predicted model, not a curated record